Messenger RNA from Parastagonospora nodorum SN15, 819 nucleotides. RefSeq lists its product as hypothetical. The coding region runs from base 1 to 819 and encodes 272 amino acids. Gene Ontology annotation, biological process: Golgi organization; endoplasmic reticulum to Golgi vesicle-mediated transport; endoplasmic reticulum organization. Gene Ontology annotation, molecular function: D-mannose binding. NCBI's taxonomy places the organism in Eukaryota, Fungi, Ascomycota, Dothideomycetes, Pleosporales, Phaeosphaeriaceae. The record is from RefSeq and is a predicted model, not a curated record. Gene Ontology annotation, cellular component: COPII-coated ER to Golgi transport vesicle; endoplasmic reticulum-Golgi intermediate compartment; Golgi membrane. The transcript has 3 exons.
AUGCAAUCGCGAUGGUGGGACUUUGGCGGAGACACCAUCAUCCGCACCGACAAGUACGUCCGCCUCGCCUCAGACAAAGCCUCGCGCGACGGCUGGAUCUUCUCACGAGUCCCGUUGACCGCGACAAACUGGGAGAUUGUCUUCGAAUUCAAGAUCCAUGGCCAGGGUAAUCUCUAUGGCGAUGGCUUCGCCAUGUGGCUCACCAAGCAGCGCGCGCAACCCGGCAAUGUCUUUGGCCACACGGACAAGUUCGAGGGCCUCGGCCUCUUCUUCGACACGUACAAGAACAACCGUCCAGGCACCGUCUUUCCCUACAUCAUGGCGAUGAAUGGCGACGGACAGACUGCCUAUGAUAAGGACAACGACGGCAAGUCCAACGAAGUCGCCGGAUGUUCUGCCCGAGGCAUCCGCAACGCCCAAGUCCCCACCAUCGCCAAACUCACCUACUUCCAAGACGAAUACCUCAAGCUCGAGCUCCAGUACAAAUCCGUCGACGAAUGGACCACCUGCUUCGACAUCCCCAACUUCAAAGUCCCGCCCGUCGCAUACCUGGGCUUCUCCGCUGAGACCGGCGAACUGUCAGACAACCACGACAUCAUCACCGUCAAGUCGCACAACCUAUACAGGAAGAACCCCGGUGCGAAUUCCGGCGUCAAUCCCAACACGGGCAAGAAGACGGCCAGCAGCAUGACACGGGAGCGCGAGAGCAGCGGUAGCUGGACGUGGUUCUUGGUCAAGUUUGUGCUGUUUGGACUCGCGCUGACGGGCGCGUAUGUCGGGUACACAGUCUACCGCACCAAGCAGAGAGAUCGAUUCUAG